Parnassius apollo (apollo) is the source of this 624-nucleotide messenger RNA. Lineage: Eukaryota; Metazoa; Arthropoda; Insecta; Lepidoptera; Papilionidae. The record is from the annotation of a GenBank genome assembly.
AUGUCGUGGACUAGUUGUAAUAAACGGUAUAACCGCAGCACCGCAAAUUAUGAAAUCGUUGACAAAGUAAAGAAGAAGUUAUUCAUGGCCUGUAAAGAGACCGAAAACUUUGAAGAAGGUGACAAAAUACUUACCGCGGACUGCGCAGAAAAUGUAAUUGUUUGUAGCAACGGCAACGGACAUGCUCUAAAUUGUGAAGAAGAAGGCAAACAAACAUUAACCGAAAAACGCGCUAUAAUAUCGUCACCAGAAGCCAAACAGGUAACCGAAAUAACCCAAAAAUUUUCCGAACCAGGUCAUGGAAAUGUGCAGGAGAUCGAUGCAGUACACAGUCUAAUUGAACGAAAUCUUCGGCAUCAAGAAAUAUUCCGCCCGUUGUCAUUAAUGAGAGCAUUUUUAAAAAUUAAAUCAAAGGCUCUAACAUUUAAGUUCCUCCAGAUGGUCGAUGACGACUUCCACUGUUACCACGAAGAAGCUGUUAAGUAUGGAUUUAACCAAAUACCAUUCUCGAAAGUAAAGGCCAUUACUUACAAUAAAUAUAAAUGGAAUAUAUUGCAAUACAAAACCAGUUUCCAAGGGCCCACCACGUCCGUAGACAUCAAUAAAAAUAUAUUCAUAUCUUAA